AUGGCUCUGCUGCCGUCGCCGCUCCUCCCGGACCCAAGAUGCUGUCGCUGCGUGGCCACCGGACGGGGUGCGGGCGAGAGCCGACGCUCGAGGACAAUGGCUGGUGAACCGGCAAAGACACGACAACAAUUCCUCCGCUUGGACGACAUUCAGCUGGCCAUCACGGACAAGGAUGCGACGAAGCGAGAAUUUCCUCUGCGUUCAAAAAAAAAAAAACAAAAAAACCAGGCAACCCAAGGCCACGAAAAGAAGGCAGCAAUCCGAGGCGCCUCGCGGCGUUGGACGAGGCAGGCGCAACCGACCGCGACCGCGACUACGACCGCGCGCGGCAGACGAAGCCACGCCGUGCCGCCAUGCUUUCACACCCAAAAAGGCCACGCCCAGAAAGGCCACAAAAGCAUGUGCUCGGUGGCACCUGCGUCCCCGGUGCCGGCGCCGCCCACGCCCAGCCCACCUCGCGCCCAUGGCCAUCAGCAGCGGCAGGGUUUGCAGGGUUGGCGUGGUUGGCGGGGAUGCGCCUCAAUUCGCAGCCGCCGCCAUUCGCGGGCGGGGCCUCGUGCAUUGGCCAGAGACCCAACGCAGCAUGACGCAGUGCCCGCCGUCAUUGCCAGAUACGACCAUGCCGCCGCCGGCGCCCCUCUUCCUAUUCGACGGGCGCGACAGGCAUAUGCAGGGCUCCCCAAGGCUCCCCAAGGCUGCUGUCCGCCGCCCGCCGCCGCCUGUGCGCACCACACUGCACGCGAGAGCUCAGGAACCACAGUGUCGCGCUCGACGCCGAGCAAGUCGUCUUUAGCUGCGCAACCUCCGAGCCUCGGUCUUGGGCCGGUCGCGGGCGUGAGACGGGCAGCUAGAGUUCGGUGA
Purpureocillium lilacinum is the source of this 861-nucleotide messenger RNA. The record is from RefSeq and is a predicted model, not a curated record. Lineage: Eukaryota; Fungi; Ascomycota; Sordariomycetes; Hypocreales; Ophiocordycipitaceae.